This is a messenger RNA of Fopius arisanus, 329 nucleotides long. RefSeq lists its product as uncharacterized. NCBI's taxonomy places the organism in Eukaryota, Metazoa, Arthropoda, Insecta, Hymenoptera, Braconidae. The transcript has 2 exons. Bases 67 to 288 code for a protein of 73 amino acids. The record is from RefSeq and is a predicted model, not a curated record.
AGUACUCUCUUGAGAAUGAGUUUUAUCGUAAAUUAAAGUUUCCUGGAUAAUUUCAAGGCCGCAAUCAUGCCUAAUUACGUUUAUUUUUACGUCAGAGCAGUAUCCGACGACAAAGGCAACGUUAAAACUGAGAGAUUCGUGAAAGGAAAUGCUGAGUUGCUUGGUCAGGUACCCGAUGACGUCUGGGGAACCCUCGGUCGGUAUAAUCUACUCUCGAGGAACCUCCGGGGAGGUCUCACAGGGUGUGGAGACAUCCAUCAUCCGGCGAGGGUGACGUUCAAGGUUUGAAUGACUUUUAAUUCUUUUUUGCCAUCACCACAUGCGGAGAA